GACAAGAUUUUCGAGGGCGUUAAGGACCUCAAGGGCCUAAGUAUCUUUGGCAAUAAAAUACAAAAUGUCACCAGCACGACUUUCAGUCAUGCCCGGGAACUGCGAUUUUUGUUCAUGCACUACAACCUGAUGGCUGAGCUCCCCAUAGGCUUUUUUGGGCUUCUGCCGCACAUUAUCAGAGUAACUCUGGACACCAACCUGAUGUGCUGCCACCUUGAUCUUUUCAGGCAGGAUGCCGAUUGCGAAUUUGCCUUCAAUGAUAACUUCGCAAGCUGUCACUCCAUGUUCCGCAACCUUGCUCCAAGGAGAAGUCUUUGGGUUGUCGGCCUUCUUUCGUUGUUUGGGUCUGUGUUUGUAGUUGGGUGGCAGUAUUUCCUCCCUGAUAACAAUAUGGUUCAGUCUAUUAUGUUGGUAAAUCUGGGUAUUUCAGACGGCAUCAUGGGUAUUUACCUCAUCAUUAUAGGUAUAAAAGACCUGCAAUGGUCAGGGGAAUACUACCUGCACGACUAUGAGUGGCGCACCGGCUGGUUUUGCCAUUUCAAUGGCGCCAUGUCUGUACUUUCAAGCGAGGUGUCUGUUAUGAUGAUUUCUCUGAUUGCAUGGGACAGGCUCAAGAACAUUGUGUUUCCUUACACGUUUGCAAAAAUUACACCAAGGCAGACCCGUAUUAUGUGUGUAGUUAUCUGGCUUGUGGGAGGCAUCAUGGCAUUCCUUCCGUUGUCUGGAAUGCGAUAUUUUGGUGACUGGUAUUAUGGCAAGAACGUGGUGUGCCUGCCCCUGCAACUUUCCCCGCAAUUACAAGAAGGCUGGGAAUUCUCCACUUCCAUCUUCAUCGUUUUAAAUUUUUCUCUUUUCCUAUUUAUUACGGUUGCUUAUGUUGCCAUCUUGUUGAAAUCAUGGUCGUCAAGCAGACGGCUGGGUGCGCAUGGAACUGUUCGUGAAAUACGAGCAAGAGCACAAAGCGCACAGGCCAAAAGAGAAAGAGCACUUGCCAAAAGAGUCUUCUUCAUUAUUCUGACCGAUUUCUUGUGUUGGAUACCAAUCAUUGCUAUCGGCAUUAAGUCGCACGUCGAGAAAACGUUUGAUCCACCUGGUGAUCUGGCUGUGUGGAUUGCAGUGUUCGCCUUGCCGAUCAAUUCAGCUAUCAACCCACUGCUGUAUACCCUUUCUACUCCACAGGUUCAAGCUGUUUUGAAAGCAAAAUUGAGGAAGGUGUGGUCCAAUGUUCGAUCGAUUUUCAGCAGUGGACAAAAUCAAGAAGAAGGAGUAAAUAAUCAGCAGGGACAGAUCGGAAAUGGACAUGAACACGCUAACAACGAAGAGG
Molecule: messenger RNA, 1324 nt
Organism: Pocillopora verrucosa
Lineage: Eukaryota; Metazoa; Cnidaria; Anthozoa; Scleractinia; Pocilloporidae
Source: RefSeq, a predicted model, not a curated record